Messenger RNA from Rhipicephalus microplus (southern cattle tick), 1303 nucleotides. RefSeq names its product TNF receptor-associated factor 3. The record is from RefSeq and is a predicted model, not a curated record. Gene Ontology annotation, molecular function: zinc ion binding. Lineage: Eukaryota; Metazoa; Arthropoda; Arachnida; Ixodida; Ixodidae.
CGUCGCAUCCUGCCACUUUAUUUUAAACACGACUACAGGCGUGACACCAGGCCAGCUCUAUAGACCGGUACGAGUCGGCACUGAAGGAGCAACUGUAUCAAUGAUGGCCACGAAAAAGCUACUGGUUAAAGAUAGUAGCAACACUUUCAAUGACAAGCUUGUUACUUUUGCGGCCGAUGUUCCGGAAGAUGUGCUGUGCGCCUGCUGCUGGAACAUCUCCUCCCAGCUUAUGGCCGAUCCACGUGACCACCUGUACUGUAAGUCGUGCCUCGCAAUGUUGGACAACGACGGAAAAUUUGACUGCGUCACAGAUUAUGCAGUGCACAAUAUUGACGAGAUGAAAGACAGAAGUGAGAGAUUCCGUGAAGCCCUGAAGUUGAUAGCCAAUUGCCCUAACGAAGGCUGCAAUUACCGUGCCACCCUUCGGGAGAUUAUGACUCACUAUAAAACUUGCGUUGUUAAGAUGGCGAAGUGUCCACUAUGUCAGAAGGAAGUCAACAAGAAGGCAUUGGCAGCGCAUAUAUCAAGCGUCUGUGAACAUAGACUUGUCAACUGCCCUUACUGUGGAAUGGAAGUGGAAGACAGACAUCUGAAGAAUCACAUGCAAGACUGCGAUGAAAGGCCGGCAACAUGUCCUCACUGUGCUGAGGAGUUCGACACGUUUGCAGAGCUGCGGGAUGAGCAUUUGCCGACUUGCCGUUCGAAGCCUACAAAGUGCCCGUAUGCCCGUGUCGGAUGCAACUUUCAGGCCACAGCCAAUAUGAUGGAAAAACAUGCUGCCUCCUGCCAGCACUUGUCAUCCCUGAUCGACAGAGUUCUGCACCUGGAAGCAGAGCUGCAGGAUGUAAAAUCUGCGUUAGAGGAAGCGAAAAAAGACAAGGAACAGUUGAAGCAGCUGAUCGCCGAUAAAGAGGAUGAGUACCACAAAACGGAUGAGUACCUUCGUAAAAAUUUGCAAGAAGACAUAGAUGAAGUGCGAACUCAAGUUCAGAAAGUGGAGAGAGACUACAAGACAAGCGAGUCGGAUUUGAGGGCAAGGUUCCAGGCUCUGGAACAAAGGAACACAUUUCUUGAGGAGCCGAUAGGAAAACUGUUGGCUGAAAUGGCUACGAUGAAUUAAGAUAAAUAUUUCGCUUAACUUGGCCGUUCUUCCGUGAAGUGACCAUAAAAUUACUUCUUCUUGUUUGUGCAUUUGUAAAAUUGGUGGUCAUUGUGUCUUACAUUUAUUUAAGAAACAUGCUUAGACAAGUUUGUUUUCAGAAGGUUUUUUUUUCGAAUAAAUUUUGUUUUCGAGUGCACUGAA